CCUUGCUGCAGCCACCCGAAGAAAAAAAAGAGAACCCAGCCAUGCCUUGGAAAAUUGGUAAGGAAGCUUGGAUUUUUCCUUCUUUUCUUCCCCAGCCAUUUCCCGAUUCUGCUAUUCUUCUUCCCGCUGCAGCCGAACAAAGCCCCUAAGCUGCUGGCGACUUCCUCCCUUGAAAACUGUUAAAGCUUGAAGAUUUCUCUUUCUUUUCUUGUUCUAGAACCCAGAAAUUCUCCCCCCCUGCUGGAAAAUCCGGAUCUGCCUUGCUCUGUCCGCCGGCUGCUCUUGUUGUGGGGGCCGAAUUUCUCUGAUUUUGGGUAAGAAACAGCCAUGAUUUCAUCCUUUUAGCUUUGAUUUAAGUUGGGUUUGCCUUAAUUUCCCUUGAUUUCUCCAAUUUUUGGGUAAAACCCGUGAGUUCCCUGCAGGAUUUCUUCUUCCAUGCCGCCGGCCUUCCCCCAAACUGCAGUUCGGUUGUGCUAGGAAAAUUAUGGUUUCUGAUCGUUCUGUCAGUUAGCACUGAGAUUGAGUGCUCAGUUUUAUGCGAGUGAGGAAGUGAAACCGAAGAUGGGGAAACCACGGGAAGUGACGAGUUGAAAGCUAGCCAUUUCGAGAUUGAUAUAUAUUUUAGAAAGAAAUCAUGAUCUUGUAAACUGGAGUGUAUUUGGAGAUUUUAUGAUAUCAGAGAGAUUUUAAAGAUUUGAUCAUCAGAUUUUGUGGAUUGUUAGAUGUGAAUUUGAUAAGUUUCGAGCCUUGUGCAUUUGUGGGAUCCUCUCACGAGUGCACGACGUCUGUCGUGCCUCGAAUUUGGGUUUUGGGGCGUGACAACCAUAUCUAAUCUCACGGGAUUUUCUCCGAAAAUCACAGUAGCCAAAAUAAGCUAAUUUUCUACAUGAAUUAAGCUAAAUCAUGGUCUAAUUUCUAUCAAAUUUCUCCCCUAUUUCCAGCAGAUUUUCGGACACACAAGGCAACAAAUAAAUGGACAAAUUCGGGGCUUGGAGGGGCUGUCAACAUACCAGAAUUUUCCCAACAAAAACUGGACUGCAGUCUGGGGGAAGAGCCGACGGUAAUUUCUGCAGGGGACUCACGGCUACCAAAAUUCAAGAACCAAAACACAAUUCAAAUUAAAGCUGAAAAGAUGAAUUCAUGGCUGCUUCUUACCAAAAAAUUAGGGAAUUUUGCACCCACAAGCAAGAGCAGCCGGCAGAAGGAUAGAGCAGAGUAGGGCAGAUCCGAAAAUUCUGCAGAGGGGGGAAAGUUUCUAGGUUCUAUAUGUGUUCUAGAACAAGAAAAGAAGGAGAAAUUUCAAGCUUUCUACCGGUUUUUCAAGGGAUGGCUGUCGGCUU
Molecule: messenger RNA, 1340 nt
Organism: Rubroshorea leprosula
Lineage: Eukaryota; Viridiplantae; Streptophyta; Magnoliopsida; Malvales; Dipterocarpaceae
Source: the annotation of a GenBank genome assembly